Molecule: messenger RNA, 2039 nt
Organism: Gigantopelta aegis
Lineage: Eukaryota; Metazoa; Mollusca; Gastropoda; Neomphalida; Peltospiridae
Product: TATA box-binding protein-like 1
Exons: 6
Coding region: 236-1081 (281 amino acids)
Biological process (GO): DNA-templated transcription initiation
Molecular function (GO): general transcription initiation factor activity; DNA binding
Source: RefSeq, a predicted model, not a curated record
UGUAAGAACGGAGGUUAAAAAAGAAAACCUUAAUGGCGACACAAGUUUGGUGUUUGUGGUGUGAAAUCUAAAAUUGAUUGACUUGGGUCACUAAAUACAUUACACUGGCGUUAUAUUUGUUUAGCAUUUAUUCUAUCAGACUUUUCGAUUAUUGCAAUGCAAUUUGUUCGAACCAGACGUUGAGAUUUGACCAACACUGCCAGUACAAACGAGUAGCGAGUAGCGACUUGACACCAUGGCAACCGAAGCAUUGUGCUCUUCAUUGAUAGACAAAGUUGUGCAUGAAACAGCAGUGAAUGAAAGCAACAAAGAAAAUGUCAUUUCUGGUGCGUUUGACUCUACAGCGUCAGGUGAGGCAGAAGCGGCUGAGCCUGUGAUCGACAUUGUCAUCAACAACGUGGUGUGCACGUUCACCACGCGCUGUCAUCUCAACCUGAAACAGAUUGCGCUAGCUGGUGCAAACGUCGAGUACCGCCGUGAGCAGGGAAUGCUCAACAUGAAGAUCCGACGUCCUCAAGCCACCGCGAGUAUCUGGUCCUCAGGGAAGAUCACCUGUACUGGCUCCACAAGUGAGGACGAUGCCCAUCGCGCGGCCCGCCGGUUUGCUCGCCGUCUACAGAGGAUGGGCUACAAUGUGAGGUUUUCUAACUUCAGGGUCGUCAAUGUCUUGGGCACGUGCAGUAUGCCGUUUGGAAUAAAAAUUACCUUGUUUUCAAAAGAACAUAAAAACAGUGCAAGUUAUGAACCAGAAUUGCACCCUGGUGUCACGUACAGAAUAAAAGAGCCCAAAGCAACUCUGAAGAUAUUUUCAACAGGAAGUAUUACUGUUACUGCUCCUAGUGUGGGGAACGUCCAGUCUGCUAUCGAACACAUUUAUCCUCUUGUGUCAGAAUUCAAAGCAGAAAAAAGACAGAUUCCAGCCAGUACAUUGUUAGCAGAAAAAAGGUUUCGUCAUAAGUCACCAAAAGAUUUAAUUCACCGACCAACCCACCCAGCAUUAUUAGUGGAUUCUGAUGAGGAAGAAUUGUACUCGGAUUCUUGUGAGGAUGAAAGUUUUGACAGUGAGGAGAGUCAAGACUGAGAGAGUCUUGUGUUCUGUUCACUGCUGCUGACCACCAUCUAACACUGGCUACUGACCACCAUCUCACACUGCAAUACACCCAGUGUGGUUACUGACCACCAUCUCGCACUGCAAUACACCCAGUGUGGUUACUGACCACCAUCUCGCACUGCAAUACACCCAGUGUGGUUACUGACCACCAUCUCACACUGCAAUACACCCAAUGUGGUUACUGACCACCAUCUUGCACUGCAAUACACCCACCCUGGUUACAAACUAGUUAGAUGUCACACUACAAUACACCCAGUCUAGUUACUAACUAGUUAGAUGUCAAACUACAUUACACCCAGUCUGGUUACUGACUAGUUAGAUGUCACAUUGCAAUACACCCAGUCUGGUUACCGAUUAGUUAGAUAUCACACUACAAUACACCCAGUCUGGUUACCAAUUAGUUAGAUGUCACACUACAAUACACCCAGUCUGCUUACUGACUAGUAAGAUGUCAGACUACAAUACACCCAGUCUGGUUACCGACUAGUUAGAUGUCACACUACAAUACACCCAGUCUGGUUACCGACUAGUUAGAUGUCACACUACAAUACACCCAGUCUGGUUACUAACUUGUUUUGUGUGGAAAGAAUUAAUGGAAACUGCCAUAUGUGUUGUAGAUAAUUCUAGUUGUUAAAAGUUCUGUGCUUUGUGAACAAAUGGCAUGGAUUUAGUUACAUGUAUAUACUGCAUUAGAAAUCUGUAUGGACAUCUAAAAUGUUACAGACAUGUGGUCUAUAAAUUGUGGACUUGAAAUGUAUAAGCAAACAAUGGAUCUCUGUGUGCAUUUGGCAGACUGUGUAAAUCUGUUACCGAACCCAGACUACAUGAAUUACUUGUUUUCAAACACAGUUCAGUGAGAUUCUUGUGACAUUGCCAUGUUCAUGUGAUAUGUUGUACAUGUCUGUAAUAAACACAGUGUCUCAAUACA